Molecule: messenger RNA, 3264 nt
Organism: Pantherophis guttatus
Lineage: Eukaryota; Metazoa; Chordata; Lepidosauria; Squamata; Colubridae
Gene: TOR4A
Product: torsin family 4 member A
Cellular component (GO): nuclear envelope; endoplasmic reticulum lumen
Molecular function (GO): ATP hydrolysis activity; ATP binding
Source: RefSeq, a predicted model, not a curated record
GGCUCUCUUUCUAAACACCCCUUCCCUCCCACUCUCUCUUUCUCUCUCUCUUCCUUUCUCUCUCUCUCUCUCUCCCUCUCUCUUCCUUUCUCACUCUGUCUCUCUCUUUCUGUCUCUCUCUUUCUGUCUCUCUCUUUCUUUCUCUCUCUCUUCCAUUCUCUCUCUCUCUCUUUCUCUCUCUCUUCCUUUCUCACUCUGUAUCUCUCUUUCUGUCUCUCUCUCUCUUCCUUUCUCUCUCUCUCUGUCUCUCUCUUCCUUUCUCUCUCUCUCUGUCUCUCUCUCUCUCUUCCUUUCUCACUCUGUCUCUCUCUCUCUCUCUCUUCCUUUCUCACUCUGUCUCUCUUUCUCUCUCUCUUCCUUUCUCACUCUGUCUCUCUCUUUCUGUCUCUCUCUCUUCCUUUCUCACUCUGUCUCUCUCUUUCUGUCUCUCUCUCUCUCUUCCAUUCUCACUCUCUCUCUCUCUUUCUGUCUCUCUCUUCCUUUCUCACUCUGUCUCUCUCUUUCUGUCUCUCUUCCUUUCUCUCUCUCUCUGUCUCUCUCUUUCUGUCUCUCUUCCUUUCUCUCUCUCUCUGUCUCUCUCUUUCUGUCUCUCUCUUUCUCUCUCUUCCAUUCUCACUCUGUCUCUCUCUUUCUAUCUCUCUCUGUCUCUCUCUUUCUCUCUCUCUUCCUUUCUCACUCUGUCUCUCUUUUUCUGUCUGUCUCUUCCUUUCUCACUCUGUCUCUCUCUUUCUGUCUCUCUCUCUCUUCCAUUCUCACUCUGUCUCUCUCUUUCUCUCUCUCUCUUUCUCUCUCUCUUCCUUUCUCUCUCUCUCUCUGGCUGACCUGAGCCUGGUUGGUUGGGUCAGUGUUGCGAGCCUUGCCCAACCCAUCCCGUCAUUAAAAGAGAGCUUCCUGUGCAGAAAAAUCUAACCAGCGGGAAGACGUCAAGAUGGAAAGCCGAAAGACUCCCGUGGCAAGCCCGCAGAAGCUUUCCUUGAUGUCCUCCCCCAUGCGAGCCGUGGUUCGUCUUCGGAGGACAGCUCACGCGUUUAAAAAAGGUUACUUGUCUGGAGACAAACUCCUCCAGAGACAGUUUUCCUUGGGGAAAGGCAAACUCACCGGUGUCGCCAAUCAAGCAUCUUUGAACAGUUCCCAGUAUUUCACUUUCGACCCUGCUGGCCCGUUCCAUGUGACCAAGCCCAAACGGCGUAAGAAGAAAUCGAGGAACCCUCGAGUGCUGUACCCGGAAAGCUCGAAGAAAUACCUGCCCGCCGAGCACAAAAGCAAAGCCACCAGAUUCCUCCUCUUGUUCGUGGCCAUCAUUUGCUUCCAGAUCCUCAACGCCAUCGAGAACUUGGAUGAUAACCUCAUGAAGUACGACCUGGAUGGGUUGGAGAAGACCAUGGCUCGGGAGGUUUUUGGGCAGCCUUUGGUCAUCGAAAGGGUCAUGGGGUUGCUGAAAGAUUACCUGGCCACCCACGUCCACAACAAACCUUUGGUCCUCUCCUUCAACGGUCCGAGUGGAGUCGGGAAGAGCCACAUCGGUUGGCUUCUCGCCAAGCACUUCCGGUCCGUGAUGGGACCCCAUUCGGUGCUUCAUUAUUUCACAAUGCAUCACUGCCCUGUCGGAACCUCUGUCUCCACCUGCCAGUUGGAGUUAUCGGAGACCAUCGGAGACAUGGUGGCUCGAGCCGAAAUGGAAGAAAUCAUCCCCGUGUUUAUUCUGGAUGAGGUGGAAUUCAUGCCCGAAACUCUGUUGGAGACCCUGGGUGGGUUUUUCCAGAAGAACCAAACCAACGAAUACCUCAACGCCGUCUACGUUCUCAUCAGCAACUUGGGAGGCGAGGAGAUCGUCCACCGCUUCCUCCAGAACGUCUCCGAUGACUCGUUGCAGCCUCAGGAGAAGCUGGACGAGCUUCAGUCCGCUCUUCGGCCCAUCCUGAGCCACGUCCACUCUUUCUGGACAGGGGUGGAGAUCGUCCCUUUCGGGUUGUUGGAGAAAACUCACAUCUUGAGCUGCUUCUACGAGGAGAUGAUGAGCGAAGGGAUUUACCCGAACGCGAGUCACAUCGAACGCUUGGCCGGCCAGCUCAGCUAUUACAAAAAGGCAGGGAAGGAAUUUGGAAGGACUGGGUGUAAACAGGUGGUAGCCAAAGUCAACCUCCUAUAAGGGUUAGAUUACAGGCAGUCCUUGACUUAUAACAGUCCGUUUAGUGACCGUUCGAGGUUAGAACGGCACUGAAGAAAGUGACUUGUGACCAUCGGUCACACAACAGUUGUGACAAAAUUCAAAAUUCAGACACUCGGCAACUGACUCGGAUUUAUGACGGAUGCAGCGCCCCAGGGUCGUUUUAUCCCCUUUUGCGACCUUCUGACAAGCCAAGUCAAUGGGGGAAGCCAGAGUCACUUAACUUAACAGCUGCAAUGAUUCACUUACCAACUGUGGCAAGAGCGGUCGUAAAACAGGGCAAAGCUCAGUCAAGUGUCUCUUAGGAAUUUGGGGCUCAGUUGGUCAUAAGUCAAGGACUACCUGUACAAGUCCAAAUCGUGAGACCUCUUGGCCUCCGUCGUACAAUUUUACCAGGAAUCCACAUCUGGAAUUCUCCCAUAUUUUCCUUUAAUUAAAGCGACACACUUUAUUUGUGGGGAGUUAAGUUAUGGGUACGGUGGCAGGGAUCUGGGGCAAAAUCCCAUAGUUCGCAGGUAGUCCUCGACUUAUAGCCUCAAUCGGGAUCGGAACUUCCAUUGCUAAGCGAUGCGGUCGUUAAGUGAGUUACACCCGAUUUUAGGACCUUUUCGCCACAGUUUUUAAGCAGACCACGCGGUUGCUAGGCAAAUCCAGAUCCUCUCCUUGAUUCUGCUGGUCGGAGGCUCCCUGGGAAAAUCAUGGGUGAUCACAUGACUCGCCCAUGGCCAAUCACCUGACCCCGGGAGGCUGUGUUGCUAAGCGCUGAUAUUUCGAUCACGUGACUGCAAGGGAUGCUGCAAUGGUUACAAGUACGAGGACUCAUCCAUCACUUUUUUAUUUCCCCACCUUUCCCCGUCGUAACUCGGAAUGGUGGCUAAAUGAAGGAUUGUAAGUUGAGGGCUAGCUGUACUUUUCGGGAAAAGGGGCGUGGCUGAAGAUGGGCGUGGCUGAGUGGGCGUGGCUAAAUCAGAAUGGGUGGGGCUUCCAGAGCGCUGGGGAACAAAUCGGUCCUUCCCUCUCUCUCCUCUCGUUCGAACGCUGUCGUUGCUGCAAAACGGCAUUGUCGAGAGACACAAUAAAUAGAACGUGAUACAUGU